AUGUUUAUUACAGUUCUUACCGUUUUAUUGUUAGCUAAAUUUGGCGUUUCUACACCCUAUACCAAUUGUGGUUCAAAACUGGGAUUACUGAAAUCAGCGAAAAUAUUUGAUUGUGACGAUAAUCAAGAGCACGGAUGUUAUGUGAAGACGGGCACUAAGCAAAACGUAGAAAUCAGUUUCAAACUAUAUGACCCGAUAAAGGAAUUGACAUCAGUUGUAUUAGGAACAGUGUACACUAUUGCGGAUUCCAUUACAGCACCAUUGCCUAUGGAAAAUAACAAUGCGUGUAAAGAUAGUGGCUUAAGUUGUCCACUGGAUAAAAAUAAACCUUAUACCUACAAAACCACUAUUGAAAUACCGAGGAAUACUUAUCAAACAUUAUUAAAGCUGGAAUGGAAAUUAAAAGAUGAGUCAAAUACCACAGCCAUUUGCGUUAGCCUUAAGGCGAAUUUAACAUAA
Messenger RNA from Zophobas morio, 459 nucleotides. RefSeq names its product NPC intracellular cholesterol transporter 2 homolog a-like. Gene Ontology annotation, biological process: sterol transport. The record is from RefSeq and is a predicted model, not a curated record. Gene Ontology annotation, molecular function: sterol binding. The coding region runs from base 1 to 459 and encodes 152 amino acids. NCBI's taxonomy places the organism in Eukaryota, Metazoa, Arthropoda, Insecta, Coleoptera, Tenebrionidae. The transcript is spliced from 4 exons.